AUGUUGUCUGGAAGUGGAAAACGAAAAAAGAGAAAAAGAGAGGAAGAGAUGAUGAAAUCACAGUUUGGAGCCAUGGAUAAAUUUGUGGUGAAAAGGGUAGAUACAAAUGAGAUUUUGGAUAACACAAAUGAAAAUUUAGAUCAUUCAAAUGAAAAUGAUGAUAAUGUCGAAGUUAAUGAAAAUGAUGAUAAUGUUGAGGUUAAUGAAAAUGAUGAUAAUGUUGAGGUUAAUGAAAAUGAUGGUCAUGUUCCUAAUGAUGUACCGAAUGUAACUCUUGAUGAUGAAUCAGACAUUUCGCAUUUGAAUAUUUAUGAUCCAAGAUAUUGGGAAAAUCUUGAUAAUAAAUCGAAGGAUAUUUUAGUUGAAAAAGGGCCUCAAAGAGAGAAGAAUCUUGAUUUUCCAUUGGACAAAUCUUUUAGGCAUUUUUCAUAUUCUUAUUAUUCCAGAAAGUUGAGCAAUUGUGAGGUUAGUGAUCGAAAAUGGUUAGUUUAUUGCAAACCUAUUGAUAAAGUAUUUUGUUUUUGUUGCAAGUUGUUUAAAUCUUCUACUAAUUUAAGCUUGCUAGCUAAUGAUGGCUUAAGUGAUUGGAAGCAUCUUAGCCAAAGGCUCAAACAACAUGAAAAUAGCGCCGAGCAUAUGACUAAUAUGAAUACUUGGAAUGAAUUGAGAAUGAGAUUAGACAAAAAUCAAACAAUUGAUAAACACGUGCAAGAAGAAAUUGUGAAAGAAAAAGAGCGUUGGAGACAGGUUUUAUAUAGAUUAUUUUCCAUUGUGAAAUUUCUUGCUAAGCAUAAUCUUCCCUUUCGAGGAUCCAAUGAAAAAUUAUAUCAAGAUAGUAAUGGAAUUUAUCUUGGAUCAGUUGAAAUGAUUGCGGAUUUUGAUUUGGUAAUGCAAGAUCAUUUGAGACGAAUUCAAAACAAUGAAAUUCAUCAUCAUUAUCUUGGACAUAAAAUUCAAAAUGAAUUUAUUUCUCUUUUGUCUCAAAGUGUUAGGAAGUCUAUCAUUCAGAUUGUUAAAGAGGCAAAAUAUUUUUCUAUUAUUCUUGAUUGCACUCCUGAUGUGAGCCAUCAAGAACAAAUGACUCUUAUAAUUCGUUGUGUGAAUAUGUCAAAUAAUAAAAUAAAAAUUGAGGAGUUCUUUGUGGAGUUUUUGAAAGUUGAUGAUACAUCUGGAUUAGGACUUUUUAAUGAAUUGCCAAGUGUUUUAAAGACUCUUGAUCUUAAUGUUGAUGAUGUGAGAGGCCAAGGCUAUGAUAAUGGUUCCAAUAUGAAAGGAAAGCACCAAGGUGUUCAAAAGAGAUUUCUUGAAAUUAAUCCUAAAGCAUUAUACAUGCCAUGUGCUUGUCAUAGUCUUAAUCUUACUCUUGGUGAUAUGGCACUUUCUUGUACUAAGGCUAUUUCAUUUUUUGGAAUCAUUCAACGUUUGUAUUCAUUGUUUGCGGGAUCUACCAAGAGAUGGAAAAUUUUGCUUGAUAAUGUUCCUGGUUUAACUGUAAAAUAUUUGUCUAAUACUCGUUGGGAGAGUCGAAUUGAGAGUGUUAAAGCUAUUAGAUUUCAAUGUCCCCAAAUAAUGUUGGCUUUGAAAGAAUUAUUUGACUCUAGUGGUAAGGAUGCACUGGGAAAAAGUGAAGCGGAGAGCUUGAUCAAGGCCCUAAAAAGUUUUGAAUUUUUGCUUGGUAUGGUCAUUUGGUAUGAUAUAUUAUUUGCUAUUAAUGUUGUUAGCAAAAAGUUGCAAUCUAAGUCUAUGUGCCUUGAUGCUACCAUAAAACAAUUGAAAAAUGUGUCUUCAUAUUUUGAAAAGUAUCGAGAGGAAGGCUUUACAAAAAGUUUGGAUCUUGCUAAAAGUGUUGCAAUUGAAAUGAAUGUUGAGCCUGACUUUCCAACAAAACGUCGUGUUUAUUAA
Molecule: messenger RNA, 1902 nt
Organism: Spinacia oleracea (spinach)
Lineage: Eukaryota; Viridiplantae; Streptophyta; Magnoliopsida; Caryophyllales; Amaranthaceae
Exons: 1
Coding region: 1-1902 (633 amino acids)
Source: RefSeq, a predicted model, not a curated record